Molecule: messenger RNA, 2998 nt
Organism: Prorocentrum cordatum
Lineage: Eukaryota; Dinophyceae; Prorocentrales; Prorocentraceae
Source: the annotation of a GenBank genome assembly
AUUUUUUUCCUCUUCCUCUUACGCGCGUUUCUCCCCGUCGCGAGCCGCUAGUCUCUGGCAGUUUUGACGCACCCGAGUCCAGAAGGUCCAUGUGUGUCUUUGCUGCUGUUGGUUGCCAUGGAACGGGGCGGGCGCGUUUUGGCGGUCUCUGGGCUUGUGUGCGCGGCCGUCUUCUGGAUUCUGCAGGGUCAGGACUCGGACAAGGACCUGUCUCUCGGAGGCCACGUCUCUGCAGCGAGAGAGGCAUACAUAGAGGAGAAGACGCAGAUCGACCGAGGUGUGAUGCAGAUAGUCCAACAUCUGGAGGUUCCGCCCGCCGCCGUUCAGUUCGCCCCGAAGGUCGCCUUUCUCUUCCUGACGAAGCAGAAGCUUCACAAUCUGAACAUAUGGAAGUCGUUCUUCAGGGACGCGCCCAGGGACCGGUACUCUAUCUAUGUACACGAAUCUCGAAACGAUGCAACAAAACAAUAUGUGUACCAGCCACUGGCAGAGUAUGGAGCCCAGACGCUUCCUUUCAUCAAUGGUACCUGGUGUGCGCUUGCUGGCUUGGAGGCAGGCGCCCUACAAAUGAUGUUACAGGACCCCAAUAAUGCCCAAUUCGCAUUGUUGUCUGACUCAUGCAUCCCCCUGAAGUCCUUCGCUUACGUCUACCACGAGCUGGUGGAGCUGUCGCCCAAGACUAGCAAGGUUUGCCUUGCCGAGACGGCUCAGUACAGAACGAUUGGCGAGCAAAUGAAGUUUGAUGGAAGUACUGGGUGCGUCUUCAGGGACUUCUACUCAAGAUAUGAGCCGCUGGUUCGACAUCAUCACCAGUGGGCCGUCCUGUCCAGAGAACAUGCAGCAACAUUUGUGCGGCGUGGGUUGGAAAGCCAUCACAGGUACUACAAUGCAUGGCGGCAGGCAGUUCCAGACUGGGCUCAAGCAGGCUAUGGCUGCAGCUGUGAAGCCACUCCUCUGGCUUCGCUGCUGGUCGAUAUGCAUGCAAAAGGCCAGAGCAGUGGUGACUACUUUGAGGACCUCAAGCUUACUGGAGUAGAACAGAAGUGCUUGACUUUUGUCCAUUGGCAUGGCUGCUUUGUCGGCCACAAGCUGAAUAGAGAUAACCAGUGGAAGUUUGUUGCACGCAUUUUGCAGUCUGCACCGGUCUAUAUGAUGCAGUACUACGCAGGGCACGACAUAUGAACAAUCCACUGCACAGGCCCAUGAACUCGUUACCGUACGAAUUCAGAACGGCGAUUGAAAUGGACUACCUCAAUGAUCUGGCCGACCACAGUUUCAUGUUCGCCAGGAAAUUCCACCCAGGGGUGCAGGUCUUGCUGGCGGACGGCUCGAGAGACCCCCUGGACGAUGUUUUGCCUCGUGUGUGGCGCCGUGUGGACGAGGCAGGCAGCUCAGGAGCAGUUUGGACCAGGCUCAGGAAUCCAGAACUCCCUCCUCCGUACUCCCUGGUGGGCCGUGUUGUCAUGGGGGAAGCGGGGCACCUGUGGUCACGCCCUCAAUCAUUCCCGUGCUCGAGUGUCCAGUGCGAAGACGCUGGACGUGCUCCAGUGCGUGCAGGUAUUCAGUAGUAGAGAGAAAAAUGGUGUUGAGGUGGGAAGGAUGGCCAUGAACAUGCUGCAUGCUGACACGGACGGUCUCAAACUAAAACAUGGUCGGAUGUUCCAUCGUGGCUGUGGGUGCUUGCGAGAAUUUUUGGGGAUCAAUUCAGAGUUGAGGCUGAACGCCAAUAAUCUCCAGACGUGACAGGAUCGCUGCAUUAUGAAUCUCUUGAUCGGUUCACGAUCCAUACCUUCGGCAGCGCCUGCAGCCUUGCGAGGAUAAGAUAUUGAGGUUAUCGAAAUUCUGGACGCCUCGCUGGCAAGCUACCCCCCUUCUUUCCGCGACCGUGAGCACUCCGUCCACGUUACUGGAGGCGCAGGUGUCACGCUGUUCUGGGCGCAUCGGGGACCCACCUCCGAUCCGGAACACAACAGCGGGGGCGCCGCUGAGCACAGCUGCCCCGUGCCGGCGCAGCAAUAUGCCUCGGGCGGAUCCCAUCCCAAUCGUUCUGCGGCUGUCAGCUGCACCCUACCAGAGGCCCGGCAGACUGCAGGCGGAGUGACCCGCCUCCGUCCCGCGGCUGACGUUUAGAUUCGAACCGAGCAACGUGGUGACUAUCCCCAAGGCCAGUGCUGCAAAUGUCUCAGGCAGACCCUACUCCAUCUUUCUGCGGCUGUUAGCUGCACCCUACCAGAGCAAUACCAAUCUUACUGCGGCUGUCAGCUGCGCCCUACCAGAGAACCGGCCCUGCCCUGUCUCAGGCGAAGCUUUUGUUCCCCUUGCUUGCGGCUGUUAGCUGCACCCUACCAGAGCACCAGGCCCCGUCGUUCCUGGCCGUCUCCAGGCUUCCGCGCCCGCCUACUGCCACUUCCGCAGGGUGGGUCGCUGGUGGCGGCGGUGCCCCCCCCCGCUCAACGGUCUCGGCCCCCGUCCGUGCUUUGGGGUGUCGUUCGUGGUUUUUGCCCCCCACCUCGCUGCUGUAGCUGCAACCCAGCACAGCUGAACCACCCCAGUGAAGUGGCCACCGUUCUCACCACGCCCCCUGCUGUGCCUGCCCUUGCCCGUCUAGCAUUUGUGCUUCAGCAGUUGUGCUUCUUUCCAUAUCCUGCGCGCCUGCGCGGCAUUAGGUGAGCGGGCAGUGUCCGAUUGUGGUCAAGGAGGCUAAUCAGGAGGUUGCACAGCGCCAGAAGCUCUCUCUCUCUCGUGGGAGGAUAUAGUACCCCUUGAACACACAUCGGCGCUGCAAUACAAUAGAGUGGGUGCACUUUCAGUGAAGUUCCAGAUAUGGUCACAGCUACGGUCAAGUAUCCGUGGAAGGCUAUACUAUCAGGUCACGUGGUUCUCCGUGGACAUCGUUUCGCAGUUCGCAUGCCUGCGUGUGGACUAUGGUGGCAGGCGCACCCCUUGGAGAGAAGUAGUCAACAUAGAUCGGCCUGGUAAUGCGGAGGUGUGAUCCCCA